Molecule: messenger RNA, 1872 nt
Organism: Triplophysa rosa
Lineage: Eukaryota; Metazoa; Chordata; Actinopteri; Cypriniformes; Nemacheilidae
Gene: trub2
Product: TruB pseudouridine (psi) synthase family member 2
Exons: 8
Coding region: 95-1144 (349 amino acids)
Biological process (GO): pseudouridine synthesis; RNA processing
Molecular function (GO): RNA binding; pseudouridine synthase activity
Source: RefSeq, a predicted model, not a curated record
GAGAAAGUAUAUGCAUGUUAGCUUCAUGUGGUUCGGAAGCAAGUCUCGUAACAUUUCUAUAACUGACUGUAUAUUUAUUCGAUACUGAACAAAGAUGAGCAUCCAAGCUGUGCGUCUUUUUCGUAAACUAGACGGAUUGUUCGCUGUGUACAAACCGCAGGGAGUUCACUGGAAGCUUGUGCGUGACACCGUAGAGUCACAUUUACUGAAAGAACUAAACUCCUGCCCUCCACCACCACCACGGUUAACUGUGCAGUUUCAGCUUUUGUCCAGUGGAGAGAACAGAAGCUCUACAGAUCUUACAUUAUCACCCUCUAUGGUCCCUUCACUAGCAGACCACCCUCAAGUGACCGGGCCACAGUUUCACAAGGUUCAUGUUGGAAUUGGUCAACGCUUGGAUGCUUUUUCCUCUGGAGUAUUAGUUUUAGGGUUGGGGAAAGCAAAUGGAUUGCUGGAGCAUCUAUGCAAAGCACAUGUAACUAGGGAUUACACACUUGAGGGGGAGUUUGGAAAAGCCACAGAUAACUUCUGUCACACAGGUCGAGUCAUAGAGAAAACCACAUAUGACCAUGUUACUCAAGAUAAAUUAGAGAGAGUCCUUGCAAUGAUACAGGGCACCAAUCAGAAAGCUUUAAUUAUGUAUUCUCAGGUGGACCUACAGACUCAAGAGGCUUAUGAGCUUGCACUGAAGGGUUUAUUGUACCCUCAUGGUAAAAGUCCUCCCAUUCUGACUGGCCUGCGAUGCAUACAUUUCAAUCCACCACAUUUCACUUUGGAGGUCCAGUGUCUGAAUGAAACUCAGAAGUACCUGCGCAAAUUGAUUCAUGAGGUGGGAUUAGAGCUGCGGACGUCUGCGGUCUGUUCUGGAGUUCGUCGUACAAGAGACGGUCCCUUUACAGUAGAGAAUGCACUGACCCGCCAACAGUGGACUACUGACAAUAUUAUACAAGCUAUUGCUAACUUUCGAAGCACUACACGCAAAAUCAGAAAGUCUGGAAUCUACAGACAGACUGCUGCCCAAUCAAACACAAGCAUCCAAGAGCAAAAAAGCAAGGGGCAUGAUGAUGCGCAAAACUUUUCUUGUGAUACGAUGGUGGAUAGAGAGUCAGAUGAGACAAGGGAUGAAGAGAGAACAAAAUUUUAAGCAAUUGUAAUAUCAUCCUAAAUUGAGAUUAUUUUGAAUGUUUAUGGUCAUAAGGUUAAUGUAAAGGUACUCACUUGUUUAGUUUAUUACUUUAUUACAUUUUAUAUAAUAUACAUCAUUAAAAGAUGUCACAAUGUUUUUAAAACAUCCAGGUAAUAUCAUUUGACGUACAAUUUACAAAGUAUUUUUACUCUACUUGGGUACAUUCAUCUGUACUUUAUUAUAGUGUCCUUUUCAUCUAAAAUAAUUACCUUACGUUCUAAAUCAUAAUGUCAUGUUUUUCUCUUCAAUACUGCAUUGCAUAAAUGCAUUUUUUAUGUUUUUUACCAUUAAAUACUAGAUACAAAUCUAGUAAUUUAUGAAUAAAAAUACUUGUGUAAAAGGAUAGAACUAGAGUGUUCAUGUGCUCUAGUGUUAAAGGUAAAAAACGACGUGUAUGAAAUGUAGUCUACUGAAAAGUAUGAUAUUAUGCUUUAUAAUGUAGUGAAGUAAUUUUUUUCCAAAGUAAAACAACUUUGAUAAUGAAAACACUUCACUACUGUCCACCUUUGACAAUUUGUUUUAACAGAAAACAAGGUAUAUGUUGUCCUAAAUAUAUGCGGAACUUCUGUUGUGGAACCUUUGAUCGUUUAUAGUCUCGCACGGACUCAUUUACGCUGCCUUAGAAAUAAAAUUGAGUGGAAAUUUGAUUUGUAUCGAACCCAAAGCUGAAUAAACGAGGCGUGGUU